Messenger RNA from Haemorhous mexicanus (house finch), 1282 nucleotides. RefSeq names its product trafficking regulator and scaffold protein tamalin (gene TAMALIN). Gene Ontology annotation, cellular component: plasma membrane. The coding region runs from base 21 to 1070 and encodes 349 amino acids. Lineage: Eukaryota; Metazoa; Chordata; Aves; Passeriformes; Fringillidae. Gene Ontology annotation, molecular function: protein binding. The transcript has 7 exons. The record is from RefSeq and is a predicted model, not a curated record. Gene Ontology annotation, biological process: signal transduction.
CGGGACGGCCCGGCCCGGCCAUGACCCUGCGGCGGCGGCGGCGGCGGCGGCUCCGGCCGAAGGACGAUGCGGCACCGGCGGUGGCCCCGGAGAGCCCCGGGCCCGCCGAGCUGUACCGAGCGCUGGCGGCGGCCGGCGGGACCCUGCCCCGUGUGCGCAAGGACACAGGGUUCAAGUGGGCAUCCCCGAGCCAGUCCCCGGAGGAGCACAGGAGGGUGGUGAUGCUGGAGAAGAAGGCAGACGAGUCCUUCGGCUUCGAGAUCCAGACCUACGGGCUGCACCACCAGGACAGGAACAGCGUGGAGAUGUUCACCUUCGUGUGCCGCGUGCACGACGGGAGCCCGGCCGAGGCCGCGGGGCUCAAGGCUGGGGACACCAUCACGGGGGUGAAUGGGCUGAACGUGGAGGGAAUCCGGCACCGGGAGAUCGUGGAGAUCAUCAAGAGCUCGGGCAACGUUCUCCGGCUCGACACACUCUAUGGCACGUCCAUCAGGAGGGCCGAGCUGGAGGCCCGGCUGCAGUACCUGAAGGUGUGGUGGCCAAGGACCCCAGCAUCUACGACACGCUGGAGUCCAUCCGCUGGUGCCUGCAGGGGGAGGGACUGCCGGGGGGCUCCUCCCGUGCCAGCGGCAGCGAUGACUCCCUGUACCAGACCUGCGUCUUCGCCUCCUCCAGCUCCCUGGACGGGGACAAGGACAAGGAUGAGGACAGCGGGGGUCCCGCGCCCCCCCCACCGCGCCCCCGACCCGCCCUGGGUCGCAGCGCCAGCCUCAAGUGUGCGGGGGGCCCGGGGGCUGCGGGGAGGCUUUGGGCCCGGGCCGGGGACCCCGGGGACGGAGCCGCCGCCCCCCGCAAGAACCGACACAGCAGCUUCCGCCAGCGGCUGCUCAAGUUCAUCCCGGGUCUCAACCGGGCGCUGGAGGAGGAGGAGAGUCACCUCUAACCCCCGGCCCCCCAGGACUAUUUAUUUAUUUAUUGCAAGGGGCUUCAUUUCCCCGCGCCCCCCUCCCUGGGGCUGCAGGAAGGAGGUUUGGGUUGGCCCCCCCGGGCCGUGGGGAUCGCGGCGCUGAGGGACGGACACAGCACCAAGGGACAGACGUGAGGAGCCUCCUGAAGCGGCUCACGGAGCUCUGGGGAGCGGGGCCGUUCCUCCCUGAAGGGGAGCACCGGGGGAGCCCCGCAUUUCCCAGGCUGGGGGGCCCGUGGGGGUCCCACCCCUGCCCUGCCCCCCCGGGCUGUUGUGCACACCAGCACUCGCCAAUACAGAGAGGAUUUGCAGCGA